Molecule: messenger RNA, 1819 nt
Organism: Manihot esculenta (cassava)
Lineage: Eukaryota; Viridiplantae; Streptophyta; Magnoliopsida; Malpighiales; Euphorbiaceae
Product: protein ABHD11
Exons: 13
Coding region: 254-1414 (386 amino acids)
Source: RefSeq, a predicted model, not a curated record
UGACACAAAGAAAAAGGCGCCUUAGUCUUCAACUGUACCUAGACGCUUCAGGGGAAGAAGAAGCUCUGUGACACCGAUUUGCUUACAGCUUCGGUGUCUCCGCCUCCCAUCUCUUCCCUUGAAUGUUUUCCUCCUAGAUUCAGUAGCAUUCAUUUUAUUUUUUACUUGGAUUAUAGAUUUCACCUUCAGUUUGUUCAAUUCCUCUUUUGGGGAGGAAUCUCUAUUCUCUGUUUGCAAUUUCUGUAAAACUGAAAUGUCGGUGAUUUCAAAUUACAUAGCCUGUAGUCUCCGUGAUUGCGCGGCUAAUCAUUCUGAUGGAAAGUUCAAUUCUGGGCUUGUUCCCCGCGUAAAUUGGAGAGUCACCAACAGGAUUUCUAUGCCUUACCAGAGUAGUACAUUUCCAUUAGCUGUUGGUCACUCAAGCUGCACAGCUACAAAAGAUGGGAGCAUAUUGGUAGAUGAGAGGCUAGCGCCUGGCAGAAAUAUGUCCGAGCGCUCAGGCGUCUUGGCUUAUGAUCUUGUUCAAGGAGAACUUGUACAAUGGAGCUCUGCAAUGGACAAGUCAAUGCCAGAUCCACCAACAGCUGUGCUUCUGCAUGGCAUUCUAGGUAGCCGAAAAAACUGGGGGACAUUUACUCGGAGAUUGGCACGGGAAUUUCCAAUGUGGCAGUUUCUUUUAGUAGACCUGCGAUGCCAUGGUGAUUCAGCUUCAAUGAAGAAGAGGGGGCCCCACACUGUUGCCUCAACAGCUUUUGAUGUCUUAAAACUAGUUGCUCAGCUUAGAAUGACUCCCCGGGUUCUUAUUGGCCACAGCUUUGGAGGAAAAGUUGUCUUGAGCAUGGUGGAACAAGCUGCAAAGCCUCUUGCGAGAUCAGUUAGAGCUUGGAUUCUAGAUGCUACGCCUGGAAAAGUUCGAGCUGGUGGAGAUGGAGAGGAUCAUCCAGCAGAAUUGAUAUCUUUCCUGCGCAAGCUGCCAAAGGAGGUCUCCUCAAAGCGAGAGGUUGUGAAUGCUCUUCUGCAGGAGGGAUUUUCUACAGAUGUUGCGCAGUGGGUGGUAACUAAUCUUCAACCAAAUGGUCCUGGUUCAUCAUUGGGCUUCUCAUGGGUAUUUGACCUUGAUGGGAUUGCUGAAAUGUACAAAUCUUAUGAAGAAACAAAUUUAUGGAAAUUUGUUGAAAAUUUGCCUCGAGGGGUUCAUGUCAAUUUCCUCAAGGCUGAAAGGAGUUUGCACAGGUGGGCCCUUGAAGAUCUGCAGAGAAUUCAUGCUGCCGAGGAUACGGCUGCUGAGGAGGGAGGUGGAGUUGAAAUGCAUGUCCUUGAAGAUGCUGGCCAUUGGGUACACGCUGAUAACCCAGAUGGGCUUUUCAGGAUUCUUUCUUCUUCUUUCGGGGGAUUUAAAGCCCGAAGGUGUUGAAUCACUGGUUGCGCUUGUUUUGGAUACGACAGCCAUAAAUUACUCAACUUUUUCAUGUAAUCUUUUUUAUCGUACCACAAAUUUAUCAAGUGAUCCACCCAUUUGUACCAUAGGCUUAGAGUAUAAUUUUGGUUUCUUGGAAAUUUUCAUGUUGGAGCAUGCUUGUGCUAGGAGUAAUCCUGGUAACAAGCUUGUCAACAAAUCUGAGUUGUUUUGAGUUUUGACUCCUUUCAGGGUUGAUUAAUUUUUUUAAUAGAACUCUAGAUCUGCUCAGUCCUUAAAAAACUACAUAAUAGCCAACUGUUAUAGAUAUGUAUUUCAGUUCGUUGGUUCCAUUGAAUGAUUAUGAAGUUAUUGUUAUUAUUAUUUUUUGAGAUAAUAACAACAAAAAAAUUCAUUUUUUUC